This is a messenger RNA of Populus euphratica (Euphrates poplar), 2058 nucleotides long. Its product is annotated as endoplasmic reticulum oxidoreductin-1-like. The record is from RefSeq and is a predicted model, not a curated record. The transcript is spliced from 9 exons. NCBI's taxonomy places the organism in Eukaryota, Viridiplantae, Streptophyta, Magnoliopsida, Malpighiales, Salicaceae. The coding region runs from base 181 to 1590 and encodes 469 amino acids. Gene Ontology annotation, biological process: protein folding in endoplasmic reticulum. Gene Ontology annotation, cellular component: endoplasmic reticulum membrane; endoplasmic reticulum. Gene Ontology annotation, molecular function: FAD binding; thiol oxidase activity; protein-disulfide reductase activity.
CCCUUACGCUUAGUCAACUGGGGCGUGCAUCACACUCCCUCCCUUUGCGUAAACGUUUCGUGUGCCGUCGAAUUUGAUUCUCGUCGGUAGUCACGCAUUUUAUUUUAAAUACUGAAAAACAAAAAUCUGGGUUUGUAGGGUUUAACCGAAACAGGACCUGGGUCUGUCUUAGAUUUUUAAAUGGUGAAGAAAAACGAGAGCUUUAAGCCCAAACAAGAAAGCAAGGAGAGAAAGAGAUGGAGUUCAUGGGGGUUGAUCGGGGCAUUAGUGGCAGUUGCUCUGGCAGUAGCUGUAGCUGUUACUGUUUCUCCAAUGUCCGCAUCAAAGAUUGGCUCUUUGAUUAACAGCAAUAACAAGUCAUGUCAAUGCCCUUCUUCUCAGGAUUCAGGGAAAUAUAAGGGAGUGAUUGAGGGUUGUUGUUGUGAUUAUGAGAGUGUAGAUAGUGUAAAUGGAGAGGUGUUGCAUCCUUUGCUUCAAGAGCUUGUUAAAACACCCUUUUUUCGGUAUUUUAAGGUUAAAUUGUGGUGCGACUGCCCCUUCUGGCCCGAUGAUGGUAUGUGCCGCUUGCGUGAUUGCAGUGUUUGUGAAUGCCCAGAAAAUGAGUUCCCAGAACCUCUUAAGAAGCCAUUCCUUCAUGGUCUUCCAGCAGAUGAUGUGGCAUGUCAAGAGGGAAGGCCACAGGCUGCUGUUGAUCGCACAUUAGACAGUGGAGCUUUUAAAGGAUGGAUAGAGACAGAUAAUCCAUGGACAAAUGAUGACGAGACUGAUAAUGAUGGGAUGACAUAUGUGAAUCUCUUAUUGAAUCCGGAACGCUACACUGGUUAUGUUGGUCCAUCAGCUAGAAGAAUAUGGGAUGCUGUUUACUCAGAGAAUUGCCCAAAAUAUCCAUCAGGAGAGAUGUGCCAGGAGAAAAAAGUAUUAUACAAAUUAAUAUCUGGCAUCCACUCUUCCAUUUCAAUCCAUAUAGCUGCUGACUAUCUUCUUGAUGAGAGCACCAAUAAGUGGGGUCAGAACCCGGAAUUGAUGUAUGAUCGUGUUCUCAGAUAUCCUGAUCGUGUCAGAAACUUGUACUUCACAUUCCUCUUUGUUUUGCGCGCAGUGACUAAAGCAGCAGAUUACCUGGAGCAGGCUGAGUAUGACACUGGUAACCAUACAGAGGACCUAAAGACAGAGUCUUUAGUGAGGCAGUUAUUUCACAACCCCAAACUCCAAGCAGCUUGCCCUCUUCCAUUUGAUGAAGCUAAGUUAUGGCAAGGUCAAAGUGGACCUGAACUGAAGCAGCAAAUUCAAAAGCAAUUCAGAAAUAUUAGUGCAUUGAUGGACUGUGUUGGCUGUGAGAAGUGUAGACUCUGGGGAAAACUUCAGGUUCUUGGCCUUGGUACUGCAUUGAAGAUCCUCUUUUCUGUUGAUGGUCAAAAUCAGCUAAGCGAAUCUCUCCAACUACAACGAAAUGAAGUAAUUGCUCUGGUAAAUUUGCUCAGUCGACUCUCAGAAUCUAUCAAAUACGUUUGUGAACAGGGACCUUCAAUUGAGAAGACCAUGGAGAGACAUAUAUCAGAUCCUUCUGAAACCAAGUAUGCUAGUACAUGACAGAGAGCAGGGGAGUCUCUGUCCCGGCUUUGGUAACUAAUUGUUUAUCCUACUAGAUUGUUUAAGAUUCAUGGUACCAAUGAGUGAAGCUGGUAAAACACAUGCUGAAAUGAUGUUUGUAGGUUGGGGAAAUCAUAAGCAUAGCAAAUCAUUGCUAGACACUGCUGUAAAAAUUUUGAAGGCUGCUUUACAGUUAUACAUACCAGUAUCGCUUAAGAGCAAAAGGUCAGGGGUUCUGCAGAAACACAGUUUUCCCGAGAACACAAGUCCACGCAAAUGUUGGUAUAAAAUAGUCUGGAGUAGGCAUGGUUUGAACACUUAAAAUGUGGUACUCAUUACUCAACAUUUGCCUGAUUGGGCCUGUGGUUGGUGGUUAUAUUCAUGCUUCCCCCUUUUAAACAAAGAAAACAAGUAUACGACACGUAUUGAUGCAAGUUUUGUUUCUCACUCCAUGUGAUUCAUGUUUUU